ACACGCUGCCACGGGGCCUACGCUGCACUACUAUGGCAGCAUCAUCGAUUGACAGCAUUGGUAGCCAAGACGAUUUCCAUAACCAUUCCUGCAUACUACUCAACGGCAAGAACAUCACAGACAUCGUCGAUGACGAAGGAUUCGAAGACGACAUCAUGGGUCCCCGCUACCACAAGCGUGUCCGCAUAGCAAUCAUCAUCAUCAUGAUCGUAACAUCCGUCGUAGGCAACAGCGUCGUCUGUUGGAAGCUCGUCGUGCAGCGACGCCACCGGCGAAUCUCGAAAGCGCGAGUGCUGUUCCUGAACCUCGCAAUAGCGGACCUUCUCGUUGCUUGCGUCACGAUGACGUCACAGGUGGUGUGGGAAGUGAUGGGCCGGCUGUGGAUCGCAGGCGACGCCUUCUGCCGCUUCUUCAAAUUCCUGCAGACGUUCGCUCUCGUCUCCUCGACGUACAUGCUGGUGACGAUCGCGGUGGACAGGCACAUUGCCGUUACGACACCGCUGGCUCCCAGCCCUGACCCGUGGAAGCUAGCAGCCAUCACGUGGGUAGUUUCGUGCAUGCCGUCGUUGCCGAACGUUUACGUGUUCCACACCGUCGAGGCGGCGCCCGGACAGUGCUUCUGCGCAUCCAUCUUCUACGAGCGUGGCACACCGCUCUACCACCGUCAAAUAUACAUGGCGUUCGUGUUCAUCAUGGUGUUCAUCGCGCCUCUCGUGCUUCUGGUGACAUUCUACGCGGGAAUACUGUGGGCCAUCUGGAAGCACAGCUCGGCCAGCGGAAAAGUGGGCCAGCAGACUACCUCUGCGUUGCCCCGAGCCAAGGUCAAGACGCUCAAGUUGACGGCGGUGGUGUUCGGUGCUUUCCUGGUGACCAACGUGCCGUACAUGAUCCAGGAGGUCAUCCUUGCUCUGGGACACCCCGGCAUCCUAGACGCCAACCUGGUAGCGUUGUUCGGCGUCAUCUCGGCCUCCAACAGCGCCAUCAACCCGUACAUCUUCCUCUACUUCGAGAAGAGGCAGCUUCGAGACUCGCACGGUUUCGUGGGCACUCUCCUCAAGGGUCUGCCCUGCUUUGGUCGCAGGGGCGCAUCGAGGCACCGUGGCGGCAGCCAACAGAUGGUCAACCUGACCGUCAACUACUCGAGCAGGCACUCACGGACAGUAACGACGGCUAAUUAUGACUCCGCAUCGUGCUCAGAGAAGACUCUGUCCAGAUAGCGCUCCGCGGCCGAUCCCGAGAAGUCCACGAAUGGGACGUAGUCACCUAACCAUGCGUCGCGAACACCGACAGCAUAAUGUUCUUGCGUUUCUUCACAACAUCCUAAACGUUGGUCCGAGGUAAAAGUGCUUUACCUGGGAGGAGGCAGUACCCUCUGCCACACAUGUAGUAUAUAUGGGCAGGUUCCAUAUACCUCUUCAUGCAUGUAAAAUCAUGGCAUUAGGAAUGUCAUACGCUAUCGUUUCAAGCAAGGGUUUUGAAGAUGGUUGCACGUGUAGAACGUCACCGGUAUUCUUUUUCGAUCGUUUCUAUGUUGUUUGCCCUUCCUGUACUAGAUUUCAUGGAUAGCACGUAACGCUGCGAAGGCUACAAAAAGCCUUGUCUCGCAGUUCGUAUCCACGGCGACAAAAUAGUGCAUCACGUGGGAAAAACACCGGCAGCGCAUCGCUAUUUGGAUGUGCAAUUAUGUUUCACACUUCUAUGCCACGAAAUAUGGCGCAUUGA
This is a messenger RNA of Rhipicephalus sanguineus (brown dog tick), 1722 nucleotides long. Its product is annotated as vasopressin V1a receptor. NCBI's taxonomy places the organism in Eukaryota, Metazoa, Arthropoda, Arachnida, Ixodida, Ixodidae. The record is from RefSeq and is a predicted model, not a curated record. The coding region runs from base 33 to 1217 and encodes 394 amino acids. Gene Ontology annotation, cellular component: membrane. Gene Ontology annotation, biological process: G protein-coupled receptor signaling pathway. Gene Ontology annotation, molecular function: peptide binding; G protein-coupled receptor activity. The transcript has 2 exons.